AGAAGCCGCGGAUUUGAUUUUCCGCAGCUAACGAGCUAGCACUGUCCGUGUUCACCGCUCUCUCUCAAGAAUGACACGGUUCUUAUAGUCAGGGUGUCAGCUUUUAAAAACACAACAUGAAUCUCGACAGACUACGGAAGCGGGUGCGUCAGUACGUCGACCAGCAACAGUAUCAAAGUGCUCUGUUCUGGGCCGACAAGAUAGCUUCUCUCUCCCACGAGGAUCCCCAGGACAUCUACUGGCUAGCUCAGUGCCUUUACUUGACCUCACAGUACCACAGAGCCUCCCAUGCUCUCCGCUCACGAAAGCUUGACAAGUUGUAUGGAGCUUGUCAGUACCUUGCUGCCAGGUGCCAUUAUGCUGCCAAAGAGUUCCAGCAAGCCUUGGAUAUUCUGGACGCGGAGGAGCCAGCUAGUAAGAAGCUGCUGGACAGGAGUUUGAAGGAGGACAGCGGGAUGCCAGACUCAGCGAAAGAUUGGGACAUGUCCCCUGCCUCUAUCAAUAGCUCCAUCAGCCUCCUGCGGGGUAAGAUCUAUGAUGCCAUGGACAACAGACCCCUGGCCACCUCCAGCUACAAAGAGGCCUUAAAAAUGGAUGUGUACUGCUUUGAAGCCUUUGACCUUUUAACGUCCCACCACAUGUUGACUGCGCAGGAAGAGAAAGACUUCCUUGACUCACUUCCUCUGAGUCAACAGUGCACAGCGGAAGAGGAGGAGCUGCUACACUUCCUUUUUGAGAAUAAGUUAAAGAAGUAUAACAAGCCAAGUGAUUUGGUGGUGCCAGAUAUGGUCAAUGGUCUCCAGGACAACUUGGAUGUAGUGGUGUCUCUCGCAGAGAGGCAUUAUUAUAACUGUGAUUUCAAGAUGUGCUACAAGCUUACAUCAACGGUGAUGGUUAAAGACCCGUUCCAUGCCAACUGUUUACCAGUCCAUAUAGGAACUCUGGUGGAGCUUGGAAAAGCAAAUGAGUUGUUCUACCUCUCACACAAACUUGUAGAUUUGUAUCCCAACAACCCAGUGUCCUGGUUUGCUGUUGGGUGCUACUAUCUCAUGGUUGGCCAUAAAAACGAACACGCUAGGCGAUAUCUUAGCAAAGCCACCACCCUGGAGAGAACGUAUGGUCCUGCAUGGAUUGCCUAUGGUCAUUCAUUUGCAGUGGAGAGCGAGCAUGAUCAAGCCAUGGCUGCCUACUUUACUGCUGCUCAGCUGAUGAAAGGGUGUCACUUACCCAUGCUCUACAUCGGCCUGGAGUACGGCCUGACCAACAACUCCAAGCUGGCAGAGCGUUUCUUCAGCCAGGCUCUAAGCAUCGCUCCAGAGGACCCCUUCGUCAUACACGAGGUGGCAGUGGUCGCAUUUCAAAAUGGAGACUGGAAGACUGCAGAGCGGCUGUUUCUUGACGCAAUGGAGAAAAUCAAAGCCAUAGGGAAUGAGGUCACUGUGGACAAAUGGGAGCCUUUGCUAAACAACUUAGGUCAUGUGUGUCGGAAACUGAAAAAGUACAACCAGGCUCUGGAGUACCACCGUCAAGCACUGGUGUUAAUCCCUCAGCACGCCUCCACCUACGCUGCCAUAGGAUACGUGCACAGCCUCAUGGGCGACUUCGAGAGCGCUAUCGACUACUUUCACACAGCACUAGGACUGAAAAGGGACGACACUUUCUCUGUGACGAUGCUCGGCCACUGUAUAGAGAUGUACAUUGGUGACACAGAUGCCUAUAUAGGCACAGACAUAAAUGACAAAGUGCGAGGCAGCCUGAACACUCCAGCGCUGAUGAAGAUAAUGAACACAUCGGAGCCCGGUGACGCUCUGGCCACGCCGAGACAGGAAGAUACCAGCAUCACAUCUUUGGAGACGCCGCUCUCGAAUCAGGACAAGAUGAUGCUGGAGACACCUCUUCGACUCUCUCUCACCCUGGAGUGUGACAUGUAUGAGAGUGACGUCAUGUUAGACACCUUAUCGGACACUAGCACGUGAUGUCCUCCUGUCAGGAGGUGGAACUGUCAUCGGUACAGGUAUUCAGACCCAAGAGCAGCAUCCAAACCAAGAUGUCGGCACCUGUCCUCUGCCAAAGAUUUCCUGCGGAUCCCCCUCUAGUGCAUUAGACGUUUCUGUAUGUGACAAAACAUAGAACUCAAGAACAUUAUGAACAUGAGUAAAUGUGAGGAUUAAUUUUUUUUAUACAGCAACUUGCUGUACAUCAUAUUCGUUCUACAAGAAUGCACUUUAAAGGGGGAAUUAACGCAGACUUUGGUUCAGAGGUUGAGUUCUUGGUUUAUCACUGAACCUUGGGUUGAGCCUGAAGAUGAUGGAUCCUCUGACACUUGGUUGAACUGAGCAAAGCGCCGCUCAUCCCAUGUCACAACUAAAAGACUGUAGUCCCUUAUUACUGCCUGUGGCAGGAGCCUGCGCGUUGCUUAACCUGUGGAUUUUCACCUUCAAUAAAGAGCCGGCUGCAUUCAAGCAGUUUUGGAGAAAACAUUUCUUGUUAAUUCCUACAAUAAACCAUUUAUCUUAAAGAGAA
Molecule: messenger RNA, 2523 nt
Organism: Limanda limanda (common dab)
Lineage: Eukaryota; Metazoa; Chordata; Actinopteri; Pleuronectiformes; Pleuronectidae
Gene: cdc16
Product: cell division cycle 16 homolog (S. cerevisiae)
Exons: 18
Coding region: 117-1976 (619 amino acids)
Biological process (GO): cell division
Molecular function (GO): protein binding
Source: RefSeq, a predicted model, not a curated record